AUGUUGGGUGGUCAGGUUCACCCUCAUGAAGAUGAAGUAAGUGGAAAAGCGAAAGAGGAAGAAGAAUAUGAGGAGAAGGAGUUGGAAAAAGACGUUACAGCAACGGAGAACGAAUAUGCUGAUAAGAGUGAAAAAAGACACAAGGCCAAAGAGGAAGACAGAGAAGAAGAAAACUACAAAGAAAAGGAGGAAGAGAAAAUGGUUAAAGCCGAGGCGGAUGAAGAAAGGUGUGCUAGUGCUCAAAGCCAGACACGAAAUAUGUCUCCCACCUCAACUCAGACUGGGGAAGAAAGCAGAACAGAUUCCCCAACAGCUGAUAGUGACAGACAGGGUAAUUUCGAAUACUCCGACCAAUCUGGGGAAUCUCAUUCUUCUACUGUAGAAGAUCAAACCAAUACUAGACAAGAGAGCGAAGGAGUAACGACUACAAAAUCUGAUGACCGAGAUGAAAGAGCAGAAUCCUUAGGCCCUGACGAUGAGAAGAAAGAGAACUACGGGAAAGGGCCACAAAAGAAGCUCAGGAACACAAGAAGAAUGAAGAGGAAACGUAAGGAGCGAGUUCCUGUGACAUAUCAAGCAUUUUUCAAACAUGGAAGGGGGACGUUUGCUUGGGUGUUCAGAGCAAAGGCCAGAGAGAAAGACCAGGAACAAUACGACAAAGAGGAGGAAAAGGAAAAAGCCAAGGAGGAUGAAGAACUGUAA
Patiria miniata (bat star) is the source of this 702-nucleotide messenger RNA. Its product is annotated as cilia- and flagella-associated protein 251-like. Lineage: Eukaryota; Metazoa; Echinodermata; Asteroidea; Valvatida; Asterinidae. The transcript is spliced from 11 exons. The record is from RefSeq and is a predicted model, not a curated record. Bases 1 to 702 code for a protein of 233 amino acids.